Messenger RNA from Humulus lupulus (European hop), 1275 nucleotides. Its product is annotated as E3 ubiquitin protein ligase DRIP2-like. The coding region runs from base 1 to 1275 and encodes 424 amino acids. NCBI's taxonomy places the organism in Eukaryota, Viridiplantae, Streptophyta, Magnoliopsida, Rosales, Cannabaceae. The transcript is spliced from 7 exons. Gene Ontology annotation, molecular function: ubiquitin-protein transferase activity. The record is from RefSeq and is a predicted model, not a curated record.
AUGAUGAUGAGAGACAAAGUGGUGAAACUUCGAGCGGAGAAGGUUUCCCAAUGCUUAACAUGCCUUCUUUGUCAAAAGCUUCUUGAUGACGCCACUACUAUAACUGAAUGCCUCCAUGCCUUUUGCCGGAAGUGCAUAGUUAACAAGAUAAGAGUGGAAGGGUACAAUACCUGUCCAGUGUGCAAAAUCGAAUUGGGUGCUGCACCACUUGAAAAACUGAGGGCAGAUCACAGUUUGAAAGAACUAAGAGACAAACUCUUCCCUUCCAAAACCAAAAAGGGGAACAACAAGGAGGCACAUGAUGAUAGUCAUACUAUGUACUCAUCAGUUCCGGUGACAGCUAAAGAGAAGGGGAAAUCUCUUUCAUCGUUGGCGGAUGCUGCGUGUAGAGUAUCAGCUGUCCAGCCUCCCAUUACUGGAUUGAGAAGGAACCCUCCUAGAAACAGUUUCAUCGUGAGAGAAUCAGCCAUUCCUGUUAGAGAAGAAUAUUUCAAAGCUAAAAUUCCAGUCAAUAGAAAGAAGGGAGAGGGGAAGCACGCUACUGGGUCAUCUAAGCAACGAGUUCAGAGUAAGAGUGUAGAGAACAAUGCCAAGAUAUUGAGAGAGAAGGCUGCUGCAAGCAAAACAAAGACUAAUCAGGCCAAUACACAAGAAGCAACUGCUACUAAUAUGCCUGUUUUAACUGAUCCUAUAACCAAAGUUUAUAAGAUACAAGGAAAGAGAUCUAGAGCCAGAGCUCAUGUAAAAGGUUCAGCUGCAACACUGUCUGAUUCAGACAAAAGUAGAAGGACAGAAGAAAUAGUUCAACAAAUAAGUAGCACAACUGUCGCCGAGGGACAACAUAGUGUUCCAGUAGAAAGUAAGGGUAGCGAACCUGCCACCAAGGGACAACAUAGUGUUGCUGUAGAAAGUAAGGGUAGCGAACCUGCAGCAGCUAGAUGCUUUAGUCCAAUUUGGUUCUCCUUAAUUGCUUCCCAUGACCAGAAAGGAUAUCCACCCUUGCCUCAGCUAUCGUCACGCUAUUUGAGGCUAAAAGAUGAUACUGUAACUGUCUCUUUGGUCAAAAAGUACAUAGUGAAGAAACUGAAUCUUGCUAGCGAGUCAGAGGUAGAGAUUUUACUGAAAGGUGAACCGCUGAGUUCGACAAUACAACUGCGCUGCUUGAUGGAAAUUUGGAGCCAAGCAAUGUCAUCGGAAAUUAUAGAGACAUCGCUGGGCAGCUCAGGCGAAGAUGUGGUGAUGGAUCUAACCUAUGGUCGAAAAGCUCAGUCUUGA